AUGCCUCAAUAUUUUGCUAUAAUUGGAUCCAAUGAUCGCCCAUUAUAUGAGACUGAGUUUCAUAAAGAUAAUAAGGAUAUCCCACAAAGUUUAAAAGAAUUGAAUCCCUUUAUUUUGCAUGCAUCAUUAGACAUUAUUGAAGAUCUACAAUGGCAAAUACAACCAAAUGAUAGAUCCAUGUUUUUCGGACAGGAUGAUUCCUAUAAUAAUGAUGGUGUUGGUGUUGGUAUGUCAAUAUUUAAAAAUUCUUUGGGAGCAGGAUCGGAUUCUAACGGUAUGUCAUCUUUAACUGCCGGCUUUCUGCGAUCUAGUUCAACCAAUAGUUACAAUAAUAAUGAUAAGAAUAGUACUGGUGCCAUGAAUAAUAUAAUAUCAUCAUCAUCUAAUUCAAAUAUUCAACAAAUAUUGAAAAACGAUAAUUGUUAUUUAAGUAGAGUGGAUCAUUUUUAUGGACAUGUCGUUACUGCCUAUAUAACAUAUAGUGGAUUAAAAUUUGUCAUGGUGCAUUGUAACACGGAUGGAAUGAUAAAAGAUAAUACUAGUAGUAUAGAGAAGGGAAAUGACGGUACAAAUACAGAUAAUAUUAAUAAAGAUGAUUUUAUUUUUAUGGGGAAUGGGUUGGUUAUUAUUGAUGAUAAUAAAUGUAAAAAAUUUUAUCAGGAAAUCCAUGAAUUAUACGUAAAAACGUUACUAAAUCCAUUUUAUAAAUUAGGUCAGCCAAUUAAUGACCCUGAAUUUAAUAUUAGAGUCCAUUCGAUUGCCCAAAAGUAUCUUCAAACGUAA
Molecule: messenger RNA, 783 nt
Organism: Arxiozyma heterogenica
Lineage: Eukaryota; Fungi; Ascomycota; Saccharomycetes; Saccharomycetales; Saccharomycetaceae
Gene: TRS20
Product: TRAPP subunit TRS20
Exons: 1
Coding region: 1-783 (260 amino acids)
Biological process (GO): endoplasmic reticulum to Golgi vesicle-mediated transport
Cellular component (GO): cytoplasm; nucleus; TRAPP complex
Source: RefSeq, a predicted model, not a curated record